GGCAGCCGGGAAGUUUCUUUUCAUUAAGUAUCGUUGGUUGAUUUUGAACACCGAGUUUCUGCGGGAGGAGCGCUUCAGUGUUGACAUUCAAUUGAAGUUUUACAUGGAACGACUAGCUCUGCUACCGCUGCUGGUCAGCAGUGAGAUAUUUAUUUUAAUCAGAAAGGAAACAAACCAUUUUGUUAUCCAACAAGUGUUCAAAUUGUCCGAGCAAUCUACUUUGAAUUUUGAACCCUUCGGUAUGUGGCUUAACGGCAGCUUGGUUGACGAGCGAACAGCGAUGGUGACCUCUGUUAGGAGACUCGAUUUGAAGGGGCACACUCUUCGAGCCUCGAUGGUCAUCACGAACAUGGAUACCCUGAACCAUUUGACGGAUUAUAAACAAAAACAUAUCGACACUAUAACUAAGGUCAACUACAUUCUAACGAACAAUUUGGCCCAUUACCUGGGUGCCAGAGUGAACUACUCCAUCGUGUCUACGUGGGGUUACUUCAACGCCACCACCCGACGGUGGGAUGGGAUGAUCGGAGAGUUGUCGCAUCGAUCGGCCGAUUUGGGUGCAUCGCCCCUAUUUUUCACUACCGAUCGAAUCGCUGUGAUCGAAUACGUAGCCAUGACUUCGGCAACCCGAUCCAAGUUCAUCUUUCGAUCGCCCAAGCUGUCGUACACGGAAAAUGUGUUUCUGUUGCCUUUCGACGACACUGUGUGGAUCAUCAUUGCGGUUGUGAUCCUGCUUGCAUCCGCCUUGCUUGUGGUCACCGCUUUGGCCGAGUAUCGAAUAAUCUUAUCGUCGGAGGCUUCAAACGAUUCCACCAUCUUGCGGCCAAGUUUUCGCGACUCGCUGCUGAUGAUCUACGGCGCCACCUGCCAGCAGGGUUCGGCCGUUUUGCCGCGAAGUUUCGCUGCCCGCACGAUCACGAUGGUAACGUUCACGAUUCUGAUGUUCCUCUACGUUUGCUACUCGGCGAACAUUGUGGCACUGCUGCAGAGUCCCUCGACGAAGAUUCAAACGUUGGAGGAUUUGUACGGGUCGCGGCUCAAGUUCGGAGCCCACGAUACGGUGUUCAAUCGGUAUUAUUUCACCCACGCGACGGAACCAACUCGACAGGCGAUCUUCGAGCGGAAAAUCAGACAGUCGGAUGGAUCCGUGAACUUCAUCCCGCUGGAGCAAGGUAUCGAUAACAUUCGGCGGGGUUUGUACGCGUUCCACGUGGAGCAGGGUGUUGGCUACAAGGUUAUCAGUGAAACCUACCAGGAGGACGAGAAGUGUGGACUGCAGGAGAUUCAGUAUCUGCAGGUGAUCGAUCCGUACUAUUCGAUUCAGAAAAAUUCCUCUUUCAAGGAGCAUGUGAAGAUUGGGUAACUCAGCAUCGUCAGGAUUGUAGGAAUAACACUACCCUGGAUUGUUCUCUUCUCAGGUUGUAUCGGUUAAAUGAACACGGCAUCCAAUAUCGUGAAAAUUCGAAUUUGUACACUAGGAAGCCAAGUUGUG
Molecule: messenger RNA, 1492 nt
Organism: Toxorhynchites rutilus septentrionalis
Lineage: Eukaryota; Metazoa; Arthropoda; Insecta; Diptera; Culicidae
Product: ionotropic receptor 75a-like
Exons: 3
Coding region: 104-1363 (419 amino acids)
Cellular component (GO): membrane
Molecular function (GO): glutamate-gated receptor activity
Source: RefSeq, a predicted model, not a curated record